Molecule: messenger RNA, 822 nt
Organism: Angiostrongylus costaricensis
Lineage: Eukaryota; Metazoa; Nematoda; Chromadorea; Rhabditida; Metastrongylidae
Source: the annotation of a GenBank genome assembly
AUGAUGAUGAUGAUGAUGAUGAUGAUAAUGAUGAUGAUGGAUGAUGAUGAUGAUGAUGACGAUGAUGAUGAUGAAAGAAGAAGAAGGAGAAGAAGAAGAGGAAGAUAUAUGAGGAAAAAGGAGAAGGCAGGCGGUUGGUACAUCAUCGCUAAUGAGACAGGUCACUGUUGCAAGAGUGAAAAGUCAUUGGAGUUAUUUUGGGUGAAAAAGUUAAAAGGUAUGCACCAAGCAGCGAACUGGAAUUACAGCAAAGAAAUGAGUCGAAUGAUUCGACUAUUUCAAUCAGUGCUUGGUCUAGCGAAGAGAUCGUUGUGUUGUUCACGUAAACGUGACAACAUCGGAGAGUUACCAUUUACCGUUGUCGUGCGGCAGACUGCUCCGGAAGAUCCAUAUCCGAGUGGAUCAGUAUCAACUGGUUGGGAUAGUCGUUGGAGCGAAAAGCAAGCUGUACAGGAGCGUAUCGAUGAAUGGAGACGUAAAAAGAUGGAGGCAAAUCACUCGUCAAUAAGAGAUAUUGAUUUUUUCGAUGAUAUGCAACCUAACAUUGAAAAGGCAAAGAAGGUCGUCUUGAAGUCAACGAUGUCGCAGGGAAGUUCAGACGGCAGUAGGAAUCUGUUUGGAUUCUCAGACGAUACAAGAGUUGAUGUGCCUUUGAGUGCUCAGCUUGGUGAUCUGGAUGAUGAGGAAAUGCCAGCCUGGGACGACGAUAUUGACUCGACGCUUCGUGCGCAUCGAGCUGAGAAGCACCGUAGUCGUAUAGAGGAACAUGAUCGUCGUAUGAGAGAGAAACGCAAUGAACGUGCAGUGACGGGUUAUCUAUAG